Daldinia childiae is the source of this 1119-nucleotide messenger RNA. Its product is annotated as RCC1 repeat-containing protein C10F6.04. The transcript has a single exon. NCBI's taxonomy places the organism in Eukaryota, Fungi, Ascomycota, Sordariomycetes, Xylariales, Hypoxylaceae. The record is from RefSeq and is a predicted model, not a curated record. The coding region runs from base 1 to 1119 and encodes 372 amino acids.
AUGGAAGGUCUCUUCGCGCUCGGCUCCAACGGAUCCGGUCAGCUCGGUAUAGGUCACCAAGAGGACGUAUCAGUCCCGAAGCAAGUCGAGUUCGCGUGUGAAGCUCCUGAGGACCCCGUUGUAACGAUUGCAGCAGGGGGAAACCACACAAUUAUAGUUACGGAACUAGGGAAGGCUUUCUGGGCCGGCAACCCUUCGAGUGGUGCCUGCGGGAUCGUGGAAAAUGCCAAGGAUGUGAAAGCAUCCAAGUUUCAUGAGCUGGUCCUCUCGACUCCUGAAAGUCACGGCCCCGUCGUUCAUGUUGCCUGUACAUGGGACUCAUCUAUAUUCGUGCUUAGGGAUGAUAGUGGCAAAGCUACACGCGUGUAUGUAUGCGGGGUCCCUGACGUAGGGACUGCUAAUAUAAGUUUGGGAUCUGCUUUAAGUCCAAUUCUACUCAAGAACUUCCCUCCCUCCGGGACAGAGAUUCAAAGCCUAGCUGCCGGCUUCAGGCAUGUGGUUGCUGUAUUAGAUAACGGAGAUGUCUACGGUUGGGGUAAUGGGCGCAAGGGCCAGUUAGGGGAGCUGUAUAACGAAGCCGAUUCAAAGGGUGUAAUAUACCAUCCGCGGAAACUUAACGGAAUUUCUUUUAAGGUGGCUAAGGCCGUCUGUUGUCAAUACACAACUUGUCUUAUUAGCGAGCCUGGGGAUGGUCGAUUACUUGUCCUGGGAGCAGAUAAAUGGGAAUUGAAAAGCACCGCCCCUGCUGAGAUACCCAAUUGGAGUACGAUUACUGCAAGCUGGGGAGGCAUUUAUGUUUUACAACGAGAUGGCACAAUGGUCGCAUGGGGUCGAAAUGAUCACGGACAACUGCCACCUCCGGGACUCCCAAAAUUGGAGAGCAUCGUUGCUGGAAGUGAGCAUAUUCUAGCUGUGACUGAGGGCGGUGAUGUAUUAUCAUGGGGGUGGGGAGAACAUGGAAAUUGUGGACCGCAAACCGAGAAAUUCGGAGAUGUUAAGGGUCGAUGGAAUGUGCUUGCGUCAUUGAAGCACUUAUCGGAGGGAUCUCAAAUUACGACGAUCGGAGCUGGGUGUGCUACAAGUUGGAUCAAUAUCAAAAUAGAUGGAAUGUUUCUUUAG